AUGUCAAGUUCUACUGCCACGGCUAGGACAGACUGGCUGAAUUCCAUAGGCAAUAGGUUAGGUAUACCUAGAAGUAAUCGUUUUAGGGGCAGAUGGAAAUUAAUAAGUAGAAGGAAUUUUGCUGUUAAUAGAACUGUUGCUACUGGUACUUCGAUUAUGACUCCUUCUGUAGUUGCUGAAUCUUCUCUAGGCUUGCAGCAAUUACCAUUUAAAUCAGAGGGGUACAACUAUUGGAAAUGGCGAGGCAACAGAAUUCAUUAUGUCGUGGAAGGGGAAGGGUUUCCAAUAGUUUUGAUCCAUGGAUUUGCUUCUUCUUCUUUUCAUUGGAGGUAUAACAUACCAGAACUGGCUAAAAGAUACAAGGUUUAUGCUCUGGAUUUGCUAGGAUUUGGCUGGAGUGAAAAGCCACUAAUAGACUAUGAUGCCUUGAUUUGGAGAGAUCAGGUUGUCGACUUCUUAAAUGAGAUAGUUAAACAACCCGCUGUUUUAGUUGGAAACAGUCUUGGAGGGUUUACUACUUUGUUAGCAGCAGCAGCACUACCAGAUCAAGUCAGGGGAGUUUCCUUAUUAAAUAGUGCAGGACGAUUUGGGGAUGACAUUAGUACAACCGACAAAACUGAAGAGACAGCCUUACAUAAGUUCAUUGUAAAGCCAGUGGAGGAAAUCUUUCAACGUGUUGUUGUCAGAUCGGCUUUCUGGAUAACAAUGCGACCAGAUCAAAUUGAAGCUGUACUGAAGAGUGGUGUCUACAGAAAUCAUUCAAAUGUGGAUGAUUACCUCAUCAAUUCAAUUUUAAGGCCUGCAGCUGACCCAAAUGCCUAUGAAGUUUAUUACCGACUACUAAAACAACUCAUGUCAAACCCAACAAAGUAUACACUUGACAGUGUUUUGAGCCAACUCUCUUGCCCAUUGUUGUUGUUGUGGGGGGACCUAGACCCUUGGGUUCAUGAUCGUGCAAAGCCAAAUCAAAUUAAGGAUUUCUACCCGAACACAUCCCUUGUAAACUUGCAGGCAGGGCAUUACCCCCAGGAUGAAGUUCCAGAACAAGUGAAUAAAGCUUUAUUAGAUUGGUUAUCAACCUUGGCAUCAGAAAUUUAG
Molecule: messenger RNA, 1098 nt
Organism: Solanum verrucosum
Lineage: Eukaryota; Viridiplantae; Streptophyta; Magnoliopsida; Solanales; Solanaceae
Product: pheophytinase, chloroplastic-like
Exons: 7
Coding region: 1-1098 (365 amino acids)
Cellular component (GO): chloroplast
Molecular function (GO): catalytic activity
Source: RefSeq, a predicted model, not a curated record